ACUCUAGUUACAGAAUCAUCCCUACCACUCUGAUCUCGUGCUUAACAGCAGUUAAUCCUUGAUAUCUUCAUUUUCAACCUUUUGCGUCGUUCACAGGCUUGUGGCCGCGUCGCUUUCCUCGGGUAUACGUGAGCUUGAACUUCGAUAAUUUCAGGUCUGAGGCGAUACAAGGGACUUCAUGAGCGUCGAGGCUGUGCUCAUGCACUCUAGUGUGAAUACCUUGAUGAAGAAUGUUUUAUACGAUCCUAGAGUUCAAUUCAAACUUUUUGAUACAACCUGGAAGUUCAUCUUCAAUCGUAGGUUGGUCAAAUAUGAAAUGGUGAGCUUGGUUUGUAUGGCUAAAAGAUUGAAUUCGAUCAAUUUUAUCAUAGGAUAAAGUAGAGAAAAGUUUAGCUUAACAGAGCUCUGGAGAUGAAUUUGUUAAGCAAACAGAAAAACUGACCUAGGGGUCUCCAGAAUUUUGGUCCACAUCCUCCCCAUAAAUAUAACUGAAACAUAUUCCUGAAAUGUUGACCGGUUUUGGGGGGGCAUUCAGCAUACAUGUGAGCUCAACUCCGUCUAGAAAAUCGAUGUUUCGACUCCAACCAGGUAUAUAUCUCUGCGUUAAUAUCAAGGCUGAGCUCUUUGAAAAUGCGAUAAGAAAAAUGUACCAUAUCUGAUUAGCAAAAUAUCAAGAUCGCCCGACGAAAUCUGGACGAAAAACUUAAUACGUCUUGGAUCUGUUUCAUUUGUCAAAAGUUUC
Molecule: messenger RNA, 742 nt
Organism: Melampsora larici-populina 98AG31
Lineage: Eukaryota; Fungi; Basidiomycota; Pucciniomycetes; Pucciniales; Melampsoraceae
Exons: 1
Coding region: 179-376 (65 amino acids)
Source: RefSeq, a predicted model, not a curated record